Messenger RNA from Ilex paraguariensis (yerba mate), 1296 nucleotides. The record is from the annotation of a GenBank genome assembly. NCBI's taxonomy places the organism in Eukaryota, Viridiplantae, Streptophyta, Magnoliopsida, Aquifoliales, Aquifoliaceae.
AUGUCAGCCCUAGGUGGGCCGUCUAGGUGUGGCUGGGUCCUGGGGCCAUCUCUGGACAAGAUCAUCAAGAACGUUGCUUGGAGAAAGCAUUCGCAGCUCGUUGCCUCCUGCAAAUCAGUUCUCGACAAGCUCCAAUCCCUCGCAGACUCCGAAUCUGAUCCCGGUUCCUGCACCCCAAUCUACGGCUAUUCUCCUUCCGAUGCUGAAUUGGUGCUCCAACCCCUCAUUAUGACCCUCCAAUCGGGCUCCCCCAAGGUCGUCGAGCCAGCUCUUGAUUGCGCUUUCAGAUUAUUCUCCUUCGGCUUCAUUCGCUGCGAGAUCGAUCGUUCCGAUGAUGGAACUGAUAGCCACGGAUCCUCCCUCAUCUUCCGUCUCAUCGAUUCUGUAUGUAAGUGUGGUGGAAUGGGUGAGGAGGGGAUUGAGCUGGGCGUGCUCAAGACCUUGCUUGCUGCUGUUAGAUCUCCAUCUGUGUUGAUCCGCGGUGAUUGUCUUGUUUACAUUGUUAGGACCUGUUACAAUGUGUACCUUGGAGGGCAGAAUGGGACCAACCAGAUCUGCGCUAAGUCAGUUCUCGCCCAGAUGAUGAUCAUUGUUUUCACCAGGGUCGAACAGGACUCGAUGUUCGUCAAUUUUCGUACUGCGUCUGUCGCUGAAUUAUUGGAAUUUACUGAUAGAAACUUGAAUGAAGGGAGUUCUAUACAAUUUGUUCAGAAUUUCAUCAAUGAGGUUGUAGAAGCCAACGAAGGGGUUUCUGAUCCAGAGCAGCGGCCGGAAUUGCAGAAUGGGGAUAAUUCGGUUUCUAGAGCCAAAGAAGAAAAAAUUGAAUUGGGCAACGGGGAUUUGAAUGAGGGGGCCAAUCUGGGUGAUUAUACUAAGAUCAGGGAAGAUGGUUUUAUGCUUUUCAAGAAUUUGUGCAAAUUAUCAAUGAAAUUCUCAUCACAGGAGCAUCCCGAUGAUCAAAUUCUCUUGAGAGGGAAGAUAUUGUCUUUGGAGCUGCUAAAGGUCAUCAUGGAAAAUGCUGGACCGGUAUGGCGCACAAAUGAGAGGCAAGUUAUUCAAUGUUUUUCAAGAGUUUUCAACUUGAACCUGUAUUCUUCUCAGUACCAUAUUUUCUUGAGUUCCUGUUUCUGUCCCAAUCUUAAAUUUUUAUCUGGGGAUCUUUGUUUGAACUGUCAUGGUCUGGGUCAUAUUUCUGCACUUCCUGUGAAAUCUGACAAGAAGGGGUUCUGGAAUCACAUCGUGGAGAUAUCAUGGCAUGCAAGCAAAACCCCCAAAAUGGAACAAUGUUCAUCUUAA